AUGGGGACAAAAGAGCAUUUGUGGAUUCACAUCGUUGCUGUACUUCUCUUUUGUUACGGAUCUGCUUCGCAAUUAUCCUACUCCAUUUCCGAGGAGAUGAACAAAGGCACGGUGGUGGGGAAUAUCGCCAAGGAUUUAAACCUCAAUUUACAAGGACUGCACAACAGAGACCUGCAUAUUGUUUCAAGUUACAGUAAGAAAUACAUUGAUGCAGAUCUUCGGACGGGGAACCUCUUUGUUAAUGACAGAAUAGACAGGGAAGAGCUUUGUCCCAACGCGGCGAAAUGCUUUGUGAGAAUACAGGCGGUGCUGAGCAACCCUAUGAGUGUGGACCGCAUUGACGUCAAUGUUUUAGAUGUGAAUGACAAUUCACCCAAAUUUGAGGAAGAAUUACACACCUUAAAAAUAUCUGAAUCCGUGGCACCGGGAGAGAGAUACUUCCUCCCAGUAGCAGAGGAUUCAGAUACAGGAAGUAAUUCAGUCAAAACCUACAAAUUGAGUCAAAAUGAAUAUUUUAUGCUAGAUGUGCAGAGUGGUGGUGAACAUGGUGUUUCUACAGAGCUAGUACUACAUAAAGCUUUAGAUCGAGAGAAACUGCCUGUUCAUGAACUCACUCUCACCGCUGUAGAUGGAGGAAAACCUGUUAGAUCUGGCACGUUACCUAUAAAAAUUAUAGUGAUGGAUGUGAACGACAACACGCCUGUUUUCAGCAAGUCUCUUUAUAAAGUACGUGUAAGUGAAAACGCCCCAGAGGGCUCAUUUGUGAUUAAAUUAAAUGCAACAGAUUCAGACGAAGGCAUGAACAGUAAGAUUAUGUAUUCUUUAAUAAAGAGAGGCAACAAUGAUCCAUCUAAUGUUUUUAAUCUUAAUGCAGAAACAGGAGAAAUUACAGUUAAAGGUAUUUUAGAUUAUGAGGACACUCCUGCUUACGAAGUCAGAAUUCAAGCAAUGGAUCGAGGUCCUGUUCCGCGUAGUGCACAUGCUAAACUACUAAUAGAGAUAAUUGAUGUUAAUGACAAUGCCCCUGAAAUUGCGGUGACGUCCCUGAUGACCCCAGUAAAGGAAAAUGCAGAAAUGGGGACAAUUGUAGCUUUGAUUACAGUGAGUGAUAACGAUGCUGGUAAAAAUGGUGUAAUCAAUUGUAAGGUAGUUGGCUUGGAUCCAUUUAAACUAAAGUCUAACUACAAAAAUGAUUAUUCAUUAGUAGUUAGUGGAGCACUUGACAGAGAAAUUACUUCCCUUUAUAAUGUUUCUAUGAUAGCAACAGAUGAGGGAACUCCACCUAUGUCCACUUUAAGAAUAAUAACUGUUCAUGUAUCCGAUGUUAAUGACAAUGCACCACGUUUUAUGGAACCUAUUGUUAAUGUGUAUGUCAAAGAAAAUAGCCCAACUGGAUAUUCUCUUUGUUCUAUAAAUGCGAUCGAUCCUGAUUUGGAUGCACAUGCAAAAGUGUCUUAUGCAUUGUUAGACAGUUAUCCUCGUUAUAUUCCAAUUUCAUCACUUCUUCACAUAAACUCAGAUAGUGGACAAAUAGUAAGUUUGCAAUCUUUUGAUUAUGAGAAGUUAAAGUCGUUUCAGUUCAUGGUUGAGGCUACAGACUCUGGUGUUCCUCCACUCAGUAGCAACGUGAGCAUCAAUGUUUUUAUCCUUGAUGAGAAUGACAACAGUCCCGCCAUUCUUGCACCCUAUUCUGAGCAUGGCUCCGUUAACAGUGAGAGCGUCCCCUAUUCAGCCGAAGCAGGAUACUUCGUGGCAAAGAUCAGGGCAGUAGAUGCAGACUCUGGAUACAAUGCACUGCUCUCAUAUCACUUGUCUGAGCCGAAAGGCAACAACAACCUGUUCCGGAUCGGAACCAGUACUGGAGAGAUUCGGACCAAGAGGAGAAUGAAUGACAAUGACCUGAAAAGUCACCCACUGGUGGUGGUGGUAUCUGAUAAUGGAGAAGCCUCCCUGUCAGCUACUGUGUCUAUUGAUGUGCUGGUACUUGAAAGCACAGCUGACAUCCACACUCAGUUCAGGCAUGUGCCCCUACAGGAAGAAAGCUUCUCCGAUUUACACUUGUAUCUGCUCAUCGCCAUCGUGGCUGUGUCACUCAUCUUCAUUCUCAGCCUCAUCACUUUAAUAGCUUUCAGAUGCCACAGACAGACAGAAGGAACUUUUGACAGGUACAGCGCCCCAAUGAUCACCACCCACCCUGACGGUAGCUGGUCUUACUCCAAAGCUACUCAGCAGUAUGACGUGUGUUUCAGUUCAGACACACUGAAGAGUGACAUGGUGGUUUUCCCCACACCCUUUCCACCUGUAGAAGCAGAACUGAUCAGUAUUAAUGGAGGCGACACUUUUACCAGGACUCAAACUUUACCAACAACUGAGAAGGUAGGGUGA
Messenger RNA from Nerophis lumbriciformis (worm pipefish), 2385 nucleotides. Lineage: Eukaryota; Metazoa; Chordata; Actinopteri; Syngnathiformes; Syngnathidae. The record is from RefSeq and is a predicted model, not a curated record.